CCCUACGGCUUCCCUCCUGGGCUACCGAGCUCUGGACGGGCUGAAGGACCAUGUCCGCACCCCUGUCUGCCCUUCUCUGUCUUGGGCUGUGUCUGGGGCAGGCGGUGGAAGCUCAGCAAGGCCUGCUGCCCAAGCCCUCCCUCCAGGCCCUGCCUAGCUCCCUAGUGCCGCUGAGGACGCCGGUUACCAUCCGUUGCCAGGGGCCUCCGGACGUGGACCUGUACCGCCUAGAGAAGCUGAAGUCCGACCACUACCAGGACCAGUCUGUCUUCUUCAUCCCGUCCAUGGAGGAACGUUUCGCAGGGUGCUACCGCUGCUCCUACCAGAAUGGGAGCCUCUGGUCUCCGCCCAGCGACCGGCUGGAGCUGGUCGCUACAGGAGUUUAUCUCAACAAGCCCUCGAUCUCAGCCCAGCCCAGCGCAGCUGUGUCCCCAGGAGGGGAAGUCACUCUCCAGUGUCGAAGCCAAUUCAGUUUUGACCAAUUUGCUCUGUACAAGGAAGGGGACGCUGGGCCCCAGAAGGGAUCUGAGAAGCAGUACGGGGCUGACUUCCCCAUCACUGCAGUGACUGCCGCCCACAGUGGGACCUACCGAUGCUACAGCUUUUCCAGCAAGCUGCCGUACCUGUGGUCGGCCCCCAGCGACCCCCUGGAGCUUGUGGUCACAGGGACUUCUGUGACCCCCGCCUCGUUACCCAUGGAACCACCUUCCUCUGUGACGGGUAAGUUCUGCAGGAUUUAUCCCAGUGUCUGGGGUAUAGACCCACAGACCCCUUCUUUUCUUUCUCCCCUUUAUCUAGAUUUUUCUAUUUAAUUCCUUUGUCUCUUU
This is a messenger RNA of Lontra canadensis (Northern American river otter), 827 nucleotides long. RefSeq names its product glycoprotein VI platelet (gene GP6). The record is from RefSeq and is a predicted model, not a curated record. NCBI's taxonomy places the organism in Eukaryota, Metazoa, Chordata, Mammalia, Carnivora, Mustelidae. The coding region runs from base 51 to 812 and encodes 253 amino acids. The transcript is spliced from 5 exons.